UGCUCAUUUUGUAGUACAUGAACGUAUGGGUGGAGACGGUAGUAGGCAGUUUUUGCACAGAGUGUCUCCGAACAGUUUCUACAGUUUGAAGAUUGUUAAGGAUGGCCGCUCAUUGUGUGUCGAAGGUCGAGCUCUCCAUCUCUUGCAAUAAUCUGCUGGAUAAAGAUGUUGGAUCCAAAUCUGAUCCACUCUGUGUUCUGCUGCAGAGUGUCGGGGAUGACAAAUGGUCAGAGGUGGAACGCACAGAGAGAGUGAAGAAUUGCCAGGACCCCGAGUUCUCAACAAAACUUCACAUUGACUACCACUUUGAGAAGGUGCAGAAACUAAAGUUUGGCAUCUAUGAUAUUGACAACAAGUCUGUUGACCUCAAGGAUGACGACUUCCUGGGAGGCUUUGAAUGCACCCUUGGCCAGAUUGUGUCAAGUAGGAAGAUUACCAGACCCCUUCAGCUCAAGGCAGCAAAACCAGCUGGGAAAGGCACAAUAACAAUCACAGCUGAUGAGGUGAAAGACAACAGGGCUGUUGUGAUGGAAGUAGAGGCCAAAAACCUGGAUAAAAAGGAUAUGUUUGGGAAGUCUGAUCCAUUCUUGGAGUUUUUCAAGCAAGAAGAAGAUGGGAAGUGGCAGCUAGUUCACAGGACUGAGGUCAUCAAGAAUAAUUUGAAUCCAUCUUGGAAAAAGUUUACUGUUUCCUUGCAUACAUUCUGUAGUGGUGACCUGAAUAAACCAAUCAAGGUUCAUUGUUUUGAUUAUGAUAGCGAUGGCUCACAUGAUCUCAUUGGUGUGUUUCAAACUAAUGUGUCAGAUCUGCAGAAAGCAGCUCCUGGCUCCCCGGUUGAGUUUGACUGCAUUCAUCCAGAGAAGCAAAAGAAGAAAAAGAGUUAUAAGAACUCUGGGGUCAUCAGAAUUAAGUAUUGCAAGCUUGAGGCACAGUAUUCAUUUCUAGAUUAUGUGAUGGGAGGUUGCCAAAUUAACUUCACGGUGGGCAUUGACUUCACUGGCUCUAAUGGAGACCCCCGCUCCCCUGACUCUCUGCACUAUCUCAGCCCUAAUGGCGUGAACCAGUAUCUGUCAGCCAUCUGGUCCGUUGGCCAGGUAGUCCAAGACUACGACACUGAUAAACUUUUCCCAGCAUUUGGAUUUGGUGCUCAAGUGCCUCCAAACUUCCAGGUAUCCCAUGAGUUCCCAUUGAACUUCAACGCCAAGAGCCCAUAUUGCCAAGGAGUGCAAGGCAUUGUGGACGCCUACCGCAUGGUUUUGCCUCAAAUUCGUCUCUAUGGACCCACUAACUUCUCCCCCAUUAUAAAUCACGUGGCCCGAAUUGCAGCCGAAGCCGCCCAGCAAACAAAUGCAGCACAAUACUGUGUGCUGUUGAUCAUCACUGAUGGAGAGAUCACUGAUCUCGACCAGACCAGACAAUCCAUCGUGAACAGCUCCAAACUGCCCAUGUCUAUCAUCAUCGUGGGUGUGGGUGAGGCAGACUUUAAGGCCAUGGAGUUUCUGGAUGGGGACAGUGGAGUUCUCAAAUCUUUGACCGGAGAACCGGUGGCCAGAGAUAUUGUGCAGUUUGUGCCCUUCAAGCAGUUUACCAGUGCUCCUAAAGAAGCGCUGGCUCAGAGUGUUCUAGCCGAGGUGCCAAAUCAGCUGGUGUCAUACUUCAAAAUGAGAAAUAUGGCUCCUGUCACCCCUCCUUCACCUGUCAAGUAGACACAGGUUUGCGCUGGAGACUGAAUUGUAGGUAUCUAACAGAAAUAGUAGUUAGUUAGAAUUAGUAUGGGUCACCACUAGAGGGAACCACAGCUCUGUUAAAGGAAGCACUGUGGUGGUGUUGAACUCUAAUGAAGACGACUUGUAUUUUCCUUUUUUAUAUAUUAUGCAAAUAAUUU
Sinocyclocheilus anshuiensis is the source of this 1885-nucleotide messenger RNA. Its product is annotated as copine-3-like. Gene Ontology annotation, molecular function: calcium-dependent phospholipid binding. The coding region runs from base 102 to 1706 and encodes 534 amino acids. The transcript has 16 exons. Gene Ontology annotation, cellular component: plasma membrane. Gene Ontology annotation, biological process: regulation of canonical NF-kappaB signal transduction; positive regulation of tumor necrosis factor-mediated signaling pathway; cellular response to calcium ion. NCBI's taxonomy places the organism in Eukaryota, Metazoa, Chordata, Actinopteri, Cypriniformes, Cyprinidae. The record is from RefSeq and is a predicted model, not a curated record.